Molecule: messenger RNA, 3617 nt
Organism: Drosophila subobscura
Lineage: Eukaryota; Metazoa; Arthropoda; Insecta; Diptera; Drosophilidae
Gene: eater
Product: multiple epidermal growth factor-like domains protein 6
Exons: 5
Coding region: 47-3565 (1172 amino acids)
Source: RefSeq, a predicted model, not a curated record
UUUCUAAAUGGAUCAGAGUCAGUUGUUGGAUAUUUCUUAGGCAAUCAUGUUGAUUGGCAAAAUUCUAAUACUUUCCCUACUUAUCGGAUUCUUGGAGGCGCAGAUCUGUGAGGUGAAGCAGGUCAGAACUGUGAAUGGCAAGCGCAUGGAGAGAAAAGUGCAAACCUGCUGCAGAGGAUACAGAAGAAUUGGGAAGGGUCCAAAGAUUUCGUGUGUGGCCACCUGCCAGCGGCCCUGUGGGAGUGGCAAGUGCACGAAGCCAAAUGUGUGCACCUGCAACGCUGGAUAUCAAAACUUUAACAAAGUUUCGUCUAAUCGAUGUGUUCCCGCCUGCAAGGGUGGCUGCAGCAAGGGCACCUGCCAAUCUCCCGGACGGUGCGUCUGCUCCAAGGACCAUGUACUGGACACCGCCAGCGGCAACUGUCUGCCCCACUGCCCCAGCGGCUGUCCCAACGGCAAGUGCGUGCUCCCCAACAAGUGCAGCUGCAACGCAGGCUACGCGCUGAAUGCCACCAGUCAGACAUGCCAGCCCAGCUGCGAUCAGAACUGUGCCUUCGGCAACGGUGUCUGUGCGGCUCCUAAUCGCUGCGAGUGCAAAACGGGCUACGUACUGGACAAAGACUCCGAGUCGUUCAUGUGUCGACCAGUGUGCCGCAUGGGCUGCGAUAACGGCGUUUGUCGGGCACCCGACGUAUGCGAGUGCAAGAAGCACUAUCAGAAGGGGCCCGAUAGGAACUGCGUGCCCAUCUGCACCGACGGCUGCUUCAAUGGCAACUGCACGGCGCCAGAUGUCUGCGAAUGCCACAAAGGUUACCUUGCCAUCAGCGACUCGGUUUGCCUCCCCAUCUGCAGCGCAGGAUGCCCAAACGGGUUCUGUGAGGCUCCAGAUAUUUGCGCAUGCAACGAGGGUUUUCUGAAGCAGGACAACAUCUGUGCGCCAGUCUGCAAAGGCGGAUGUGAGAACGGAUUCUGCGAAUCCCCCGGAAAGUGUUCCUGCAACGAAGGCUACGGAAAGGAAACUGAGAACAGAUGUGAUCCCAUAUGCGAGGGUGGAUGCGAGAACGGAUUCUGCGAGUCUCCCGGAAAGUGUUCCUGCAAUGAAGGAUACAGAAAAGAGAGUGAGAACAGAUGUGUUCCCAUUUGCGAAGGAGGAUGUGAGAACGGAUUCUGCGAGUCUCCCGGAAAGUGUUCCUGCAACGAAGGAUACGGAAAAGAGAGUGAGAACAGAUGUGUUCCCAUUUGCGAAGGAGGAUGUGAGAACGGAUUCUGCGAGUCUCCCGGAAAGUGUUCCUGCAAUGAAGGAUACGGAAAGGAAACUGAGAACAGAUGUGUUCCCAUUUGCGAAGGAGGAUGUGAGAACGGAUUAUGCGAGUCUCCCGGAAAGUGUUCCUGCAAUGAAGGAUACGGAAAGGAAACUGAGAACAGAUGUGUUCCCAUUUGCGAAGGAGGAUGUGAGAACGGAUUCUGCGAGUCUCCCGGAAAGUGUUCCUGCCUUGAAGGAUACGGAAAGGAAAGUGAGAACAGAUGUGUUCCCAUUUGCGAGGGAGGAUGUGAGAACGGAUUCUGUGCGUCUCCCGGAAAGUGUUCCUGCAAUGAAGGAUUUGGAAAGGAGAGUGAGAACAGAUGUGUUCCCCUUUGCGAGGGAGGAUGUGAGAACGGACUCUGCGAGUCUCCCGGAAAGUGUUCCUGCAACGAGGGAUACGAAAAGGAAACUGAGAACAGAUGUGUUCCCAUUUGCGAGGGAGGAUGUGAGAACGGAUUCUGCGAAUCCCCUGGAAAGUGUUCCUGCAACGAGGGAUACGAAAAGGAAACUGAGAACAGAUGUAUUCCCAUUUGCGAAGGAGGAUGUGAGAACGGAUUCUGUGAGUCUCCCGGAAAGUGCUCCUGCAAUGAAGGACACGGAAAGGAGAGUGAGAACAGAUGUGUUCCCAUUUGCGAGGGAGGAUGUGAGAACGGAUUCUGUGAGUCUCCCGGAAAGUGUUCCUGCAACGAAGGAUAUGAAAAAGAGAGUGAGAACAGAUGUGUUCCCAUUUGCGAGGGAGGAUGUGAGAACGGAUUCUGUGAGUCUCCCGGAAAGUGUUCCUGCAAUGAAGGAUACGGAAUGGAGAGUGAGAACAGAUGUGUUCCCAUUUGCGAGGGAGGAUGUGAGAACGGAUUCUGUGAGUCUCCCGGAAAGUGUUCCUGCAACGAGGGAUACGGAAAGGAAACUGAAAACAGAUGUGUUCCCAUUUGCGAAGGAGGAUGUGAGAACGGAUUCUGCGAAUCCCCUGGAAAGUGUUCCUGCAACGAAGGAUUUGGAAAGGAGAGUGAGAACGGAUGUGUUCCCAUUUGCGAGGGAGGAUGUGAGAACGGAUUCUGCGAGUCUCCCGGAAAGUGUUCCUGCAACGAGGGAUACGGAAAGGAAACUGUGAACAGAUGUGCUCCCAUUUGCGAAGGAGGAUUUGAGAACGGAUUCUGCGAGUCUCCCGGGAAGUGUUCCUGCCUUGAAGGAUACGGAAAGGAGAGUGAGAACAGAUGUGUUCCCAUAUGCGAGGGCGGAUGUGAGAACGGAUUCUGCGAAUCCCCUGGAAAGUGUUCCUGCAACGAAGGAUUUGGAAAGGAGAGUGAGAACAGAUGUGUUCCCAUUUGCGAAGGAGGAUGUGAGAACGGAUUCUGCGAGUCUCACGGGAAGUGUUCCUGCCUUGAAGGAUACGGAAAGGAGAGUGAGAACAGAUGUGUUCCCAUAUGCGAGGGCGGAUGUGAGAACGGAUUCUGCGAAUCCCCUGGAAAGUGUUCCUGCAACGAAGGAUUUGGAAAGGAGACUGAGAACAGAUGUGUUCCUACGUGCGAGACCGGAUGUGAGAAUGGAGGAAUAUGCGUGGCGCCGGGGCAAUGCUCGUGCAUGGAAGGGUACAUCAAGAGCGGAGAAAGUUCCUGCAAAUUUCACUGCCCGAAUGGAUGUUUCAAUGGAUCCUGCGUCGCACCGAAUCUUUGCGUUUGUGUCGACGGUUAUGUCUACGAGUUUUCAUCAGGGACGUGUGUUCCUAGGAAUAUUGAUCAGCUUGAACCUGUCUCUUCGACUGACAGCUGGUAUGAGGAAUCCUCGGCCCCGUCGGAGAGUUCCUCCUCGAUAGGAGAUUUGUUGGUUUGGUGCGAGAAGUUCUGCUGGAACGGGACAUGCGUGGAGGAGCAAUGCACCUGCGAGCCAAACUACAAGCUGCAGAGAGACGAAAGGGAUGCCGGACGGCUGCUGUGUCUCCCCAUUUGCGAGAGGGAGUGCAUCAACGGGUACUGCCUCUUCCCCGACGUGUGUGCCUGCUUCGAUGGCGGAGAGCCAGCUGCCGGCUACCUCUGCCAGUCGCCAGACGGAUCGGCCAUGCUGGAGCACUCCCAUGGACGGAGCACCGGCAAGAACCGAUUGAAAUGGCUCUUCAUAUUAGUGGGUAUCGUUUCGGUGGUUUUGUCGAUCGUCAUUGCGUUUCUGAUGUGUUAUAUCUACAAGAAGCACAGCUAUCGAGUGGACAAGAAUGAACAAAAGUUUGGAGUGUACUUUUCAGCGAAUAAAGCUGAUAUCAUUCGAGCUUGAACUUCCAGUGUAAACCCACAAUUUUCUCAUUAUUUAAUAGAGCUAAGAGUAC